Messenger RNA from Prunus avium (sweet cherry), 2177 nucleotides. It is a transcript of the gene CBSX6, whose product is annotated as Cystathionine beta-synthase (CBS) family protein. Gene Ontology annotation, cellular component: nucleus; cytoplasm. Lineage: Eukaryota; Viridiplantae; Streptophyta; Magnoliopsida; Rosales; Rosaceae. The record is from RefSeq and is a predicted model, not a curated record.
UAAUGAUUUAUAAGAAGAAUAAAAAGAUCAAAUUUUUUGGCUAAAUGGGAAGUUUAUAGCUAAGAAAAUAAACUCAUUUGCAUAUAUAUAUAUAUAUAUAUAUAUAUAUAUUAUUCACCGAAGUUCAGAUUUUCGCUCUGAUUUAGUCAUUCCCAUCCACAUCUCUUCAAUAAUUAGCAAAAUUCAAGCACUUGGAGACACACACAUUCACACAGCUCAGAGAGUCAGAAGAGAGACCGAGGCUGAGACACAUUUGAUGGGCCUUUACCUUCCUCUUGUGCUUCUUCAUCAAUGGCCAAGCCUCUCCCUUCCUUCACUUUCUUGACCCUUCACAGAUUACCCAUUACUGGUUUUCACCUCCUCCUAAUCUUCCUCCACUCUCUCUUAUAACUCUCACCCCUUCGCCGGUUUUCCCGGUACCUCCUCGCCCUCUUAUUCUCCUGGUUAUUUCCCAAGAAAUUUUCCUGUCUGGGGCUUUCUCAAGAAUCUUUUGAGCCGAUCUAUUUUAUAUUUGAUCUGGGUUUACUUCGAUUUAUUCAUUUUUUCUUUAAAAUUAAAAAAUAAAAACAACCCAAAAAAAAGUGCCCUUUUUGUGUAUCAUUUGUUGGCUGGUUGGGGCGAAAAGGUGGGCAGAGUAACAGAAAAUUGAACUACGUUUAAAGAAGCUUGAAUUCCCGGGAAAACGAGAGAACUCAAUUUUUGAGUUUGUCUCUUAAGAAAAUUGGGAAUGGCAUCGGUGUUUCUUUUCCAUGUUGUGGGUGAUCUAACGGUGGGGAAGCCAGAGAUGGUGGAACUGUGUGAGACGGAGACGAUGGAGGCGGCGAUAAAAGCGAUCGGAGAGUCGAUGGAAUGUGGUAUACCGGUAUGGAAGAAGAAAUCACAUGUGGGUAUGGUUGAAAACGAUGAAAUGAGGCAGCAGAGGUUUGUGGGCAUCCUCAAUUCCCUCGACAUUGUUGCUUUCUUUGCUAAAAGUGAGUGUCUGGAGGAUCAUGAUAAGGCUUUGAAGACUCCGGUGUCUGAUGUUGUUGUUCCUAAUAAUUCUUUGCUGAGGCAGGUUGAUCCUGCGACAAGGUUGAUAGAUGCACUGGAGAUGAUGAAGCAUGGUGUAAAGCGUCUUCUUGUUCGAAAGAGUGUUGUAUGGAAAGGCAUGAGCAAACGUUUCUCAGUUAUCUAUAGCGGUAAGUGGCUCAAGAACAUGGAUACUAGUGGCAGCAGCAAUAGCCUUGCUGCCAAUCGGCCUUCCUCAUCUUCCGCUACCAGUACCCGCGACAAGUUUUGCUGUCUCUCAAGAGAAGAUGUUAUUCGUUUCCUGAUUGGCUGCCUAGGUGCCCUAGCUCCUAUUCCUCUCUCCUCUAUCUCCUCUCUUGGAGCCAUUAACACAAACUACCAGUUUGUUGAAGCCUCGUCUGCAGCCAUUGAAGCCACUCAUAAGCUUCCUGAAGACCCUAGUGCAGUUGCUGUUGUCGAACACACACUGGAAGAUCAGUACAAGAUUAUUGGAGAGAUAUCUGCCUCCAAACUAUGGAAAUGUGAUUACUUAGCUGCAGCAUGGGCUUUAGCUAAUCUCUCAGCUGGACAGUUUGUCAUGGGAGUUGAGGAUAAUGCGUCCUCAAGAUCACUGCCAGAUAUCUCUAUAAAUCAAACUGCUGGAAAUAAUAAUGUGGCUAAUGGUGGUGGGUCAACAAAGUUGAAAAAGUUCAGUAGCAGGAGUAUAGGGUUCAGUCCUGCGAGCGCAAGCUUGGGAGUGAGUAGAAGCAUGUAUAGAGGCAGAAGCGCACCAUUGACCUGUAAGGUUACAAGUUCAUUGGCAGCAGUCAUGGCUCAGAUGUUGUCUCACAGGGCAACCCAUGUGUGGGUGACUGAGGAUGAAAGUGAUGAUAUCUUAGUUGGAGUGGUGGGUUAUGCGGAUAUUAUGGCUGCUGUGACCAAACAACCAGCCCCAAUUAUCCCUGCACCAGGGCGGUCGACUGAGGGUAAUGAGAUUCACAAUUGAAUUAUUUCUUAAUUUUUUUACUUUCUCUGAAGUACUUCUUGCAUUGUAUUGUUCAGCAAUUUAUGUUUCCUAUGCAACUUGUGCUGGCUAGGAUGUAAAAACGGGUUUGAGACUUGUGGGUUUGUAACGUUUUGACCUUGUGUAGAACUUUGUUGCAAUAAUGAAUAAUGUGUCAAUUGAAACA